Prunus armeniaca (apricot) is the source of this 174-nucleotide messenger RNA. The record is from the annotation of a GenBank genome assembly. Lineage: Eukaryota; Viridiplantae; Streptophyta; Magnoliopsida; Rosales; Rosaceae.
AUGAGAGAUGCAAUCGAAGGCAUGAAUGACCAGAACCUUGACGGUCGUAACAUCACCGUCAACGAAGCCCAGUCUUGUGGAAGCGGCGGCGGCGAUAACAGAGGUUACAACUGCAGAGGUGGCAGCGGAGCGUUGCCUAUUUGGUUUGAUUUUUCUCUUUUUCUCUAUCUCUAG